AUGCCCGCAAAGAGGCGGGCAUCAUCCAGCAUCUCCAAUGGGCCCACGCCCAAGAGGCUGACUCGCUCGGCAGGAGCCAAAGUCCGCUCCCCCAGACAGCCCACAGACGAUUCUGCGAAUCCAUCUCAGGAGAGCGCAGACCAGCCUGCUGAUCCCAAGAGACCCGCGGGCAAGUCAAAGUCCGUGCGGAAGCAGCCCGUGGCCAAAGAAGCUCUAUGGCAAGACAUACCAGCUUCAAACCCAUCCUCUGCUGGUGAUCGAGCCACACUGCUAAGCCUCCCUCGCGAAGUUCUAGAUGUCUGUUUCGGGACAACGAUCAAUUUGGGGCUGCAGAUGCGAGAUUACGUUGCAUUGGCGGGUGUAUCGCGAUCCUUCAGGCUCUGCCUCGAUGAUCGGGUCUUUCAGGAGCUAUACCUUGCCUCCCGACCCGAGUAUGUAGACGGAGACGCGUCAGGCCGCAAAUAUGUCUCGGAACGGAUAUUCAGCAGAAACUUGCCGAAUUGGUCUGUACCCCCUCCUCAGCGGUCGUUCAAAGCUCUCGACAGGCUUUCCCUCAGCCUACCUCCCCAUGACUCUGGCUCUGUCCAGGACAAGAAGCUUCAUUCCGCCUACGACCAAAUCUACGCCCGAUGUCGACAAGUCUACCAGGAAGGAAAGGACCAGAUUGCACGCCAGCAGAGGGAGCGUGUGCUAGCCAAAAGGGUUGUCAAGAAGGUGGUGGUGGAUGGGCUGUCGCGAGCGGUGCUGAUGGCAGUACCGGGGCGAAAGAAUGGAGAAGUCGAAGGGGAGAAGGACGAGAACGGGAUACCCAAACACCUAUCGGCUGGGACAAGUACGGGGUCGGGCCUUCCAUCUUUACCCCUAGAGACGGAUCUCAAAGGAACAUGGAGACCUUGGAAACUCGAACUCCAAAAACUCUAUCGCCAAAUGCGACAGUUGAUCGAAGAUCACAGAGACAUGAAGCCAAUUCACGUCGACGAUAUUCUACUGGGUGGUGCCGCGCCUUCCCCAACUUUGUGGAUCAAGUACAGCCCCGAAACUGGGGAGAAGCUGCCCCAUGACUACUACCCUAGUCCGUGGAGAACCAGAGCAGCCGAGGUUGUCGCUUCCAAGUGGAUCUCAAAAUCGGAGGCGAUUCGGACAUUUAAGGUGGGAGAGGGCGAAAUGGCAUGUCUGAAGCAUUUUCUUGUGCCCAACCCGCUGACUCCAAAGUUUUUCUCGUUGGCUGCCGUCCAAGCGCUAGCCCUGAGGUCACAUGGCGGGCCAAUAGGUCAUCAUGAUCAUGUGAUCAAAUCUAGAGCCAAAGCCCUUAAGAAUAUCAUCACCCGACGAGCCAAAACUUCAACUAAAGACAACUCGUCGAAUUCUCCAACAUCAACUCGAACACAAGCGCCCGCUCCUGGCCUCACCAAAAACGCGAAUUCUGGAGGACGCUACAGGCAGCCUGCCAAAUCUAUCGAUCCAUCCGAUGAAGAUGACUCGGGGGCAAAGUAUGGCAUCGACAAACAAUGCGGGUCGUGGUAUUGGAGAGGAGCCUUCUUCGACUGGGUGUUUGACCAGAGAGAGCAGAGGGCGUUGCGGCCUGAAGUCGACAAUGGGCCGCCAGAUCACAAUGGCUCUGGGAGCGACGGAGAAGACGAGGGCGGCACGGGAGGAAACAUGGGCAUCGUAGCCCCUCCCCCUGAUCUCAGCAUUGAAAUGCCUGCGCUGACAGAUGGUGGUGAUGAAAGUGACAGUACAGCGGACACCGAUGGGGAGUGGGACGUUGAUGAUGCCGAUUCGGGGCCGGAAAACGAUCAGUAA
This is a messenger RNA of Cryptococcus wingfieldii CBS 7118, 1803 nucleotides long. RefSeq lists its product as hypothetical. The record is from RefSeq and is a predicted model, not a curated record. The coding region runs from base 1 to 1803 and encodes 600 amino acids. The transcript has 6 exons. NCBI's taxonomy places the organism in Eukaryota, Fungi, Basidiomycota, Tremellomycetes, Tremellales, Cryptococcaceae.